CACUGUAUAACACUGGGAUACAGUACUGGUUGGGACAGGCUCUGACUGCUGCAGUACUUGUGAAGCUGUCAUGUCAACUCUGUCAAAUUAUGCACGUCGCAUGAUGCGUCUUAGUGCACAGAUCUUUCAGGACGUCGCUCGACCCACUGAUGACCGCUCAAGGAAGGUGAUAAAGCUGUUCAGCGAGCAACCACUGGCACUGGGGAAGGAGGUAUAUGACUGGUACCCACCGCACAACCAAUACUACAGCCUGGCGAAGAAGCUGCGACUCCUGGGUUUGUACAGAGAUGAGCAUGAAGAUUUCAAAGAGGAAAUGAGACGGCUCAGGAAGUUGCGAGGCAAAGGGAAGCCAAAGAAAGGAGAAGGGAAGCGAGCCUUGAAGAAAUAGAGGCAUGCCUGGUCAGGCUACCGGCUCACCCUCUCAAUGGUCACCUACACAUGGCUGCCUCUCCCAUCUGCCCCUUUCCUUUUGAGUAUUUUUAUUGAAAGAAGUGUCAAAUUUAAAUUGUCUUCUCCAUGUCCCCACCCUCAAACUUUUCCUUUUUUUCUCUCUCUCACUGGGAUCACAUUGGCUGUGCUAUCUGCAGUUCUCAAGGCAGCAAAGUUCCUGAUCAAGCCUUGGAUGUAAGGAAGCAAGCCAAGCCGAACGGCUCAUUCUCUCCCUGUCCCUGGUGGUUAGUUGGGUGCAGGUAUUAACCAAUAAAGAGAGUAGAAGCUGCCAGGUUCAAUCUCCUGAUCGGUGCUCAGGUAGUUUGACUUCACUCGAGGUACUAAAGUAACCUAGGGCACCCUUGCCUUGAGGCUGGGCUGGGCACAAAUCUGGCAGAGAUUAUGCCCCUGAUAAGUAACCAGAGAUCCAGUGACAGUGUUGGGUGGGGACAGAGUUGGGCUGGCUCUGAUGCCUGCUAUGGUCAAAUUGGCCCAGCAUUGUUCACUGCUCUGACUCCUUCGCGAUGAGCGACCAGUAAGGUGAGGAUAGCGACGCCUGUGGAGCCAGGACUCCAGGACAAGUAGACUGCUUUGGGAGAAGUUAAAGGAAAAUGAAUCAGGCUGCUUUCAGCCAGUGUCAGUGGCAACAAUUGAUCAAUGUGUCUGCAUGCCUGGGAUGGGUUGUGGACCGUGACAGUAACAAAAAUGAGAGAUUCCUGAGGAAGCACAAACUAAUUGUACCAGGACUACAGCAACUCUGAUCUGGUGUUUGGGCAGCUUUGGGAGGCAAGACAAAACUCUCAUUCCCCUGCUACCCAUUUCAUUGUCUGUGUCAUCCCCAUGCCAGCGACACUCUCACUGUGUCUCUCUCUCUUCAUAUAGUAUCCUGGUUAUCUGAGGGAUGCCAAUCAUGGCUCAAUGAUGCACGAUAUCAGAAUGGGGCAAGUAGAACAGACAAUCCCCAAGACCUACCUCAGCUGGUACAGGGAUUGAACCCUCACCUUGGGCGUAUUUAAGCACCACACUCCAAGCAUCUGAACUAACCGGCCCAGGCAUCAAUUCAGGCCAGUAAAUGGCAACCCCAUAUCCCCCUUCACCAUCAAGUAGACAAGGGAGAGAGAGCGGCAGGCUUGAUAUACUCGAAAAGAAUUGUGUGCUGUGCUUUUGAACUGAUAGAGCACCAGACAGCUUGUCAACCAAUCAUUGGGUUGAAUCGGAGGGUUUAACUAUCUCGAACUGUUCCAAGUGUUAUGACUGCACAGAUGGCCAGCCGAUUGAUGGGAGUUUGUAACCACCAUCCAAAGAUGUGGGUAUCAUUAACUGGUAGGCUGUCAGCCAGUGUGAUACAGUACUGUGAUCUGAUUGGAUGGUUGACCUCAGUACAAAUCCAUUUAAUAAAUGCUGAAAUGUG
Carcharodon carcharias (great white shark) is the source of this 1840-nucleotide messenger RNA. RefSeq names its product mitochondrial ribosomal protein S33 (gene mrps33). NCBI's taxonomy places the organism in Eukaryota, Metazoa, Chordata, Chondrichthyes, Lamniformes, Lamnidae. The transcript has 3 exons. Gene Ontology annotation, cellular component: mitochondrion. The record is from RefSeq and is a predicted model, not a curated record. The coding region runs from base 71 to 388 and encodes 105 amino acids.